Molecule: messenger RNA, 558 nt
Organism: Nematocida ausubeli
Lineage: Eukaryota; Fungi; Microsporidia
Exons: 1
Coding region: 1-558 (185 amino acids)
Biological process (GO): cell differentiation; regulation of transcription by RNA polymerase II
Molecular function (GO): DNA-binding transcription factor activity, RNA polymerase II-specific; RNA polymerase II cis-regulatory region sequence-specific DNA binding
Source: RefSeq, a predicted model, not a curated record
AUGACUACAAGCCCUGACUCAUAUUUCGAUAGUUUCCAUAAGACACCACAAGGAGAAUUCAAAAAUACAUAUUAUAACCCAUUCCACGUUAAACCCAGGAAGAGAACAAGCAAAGAACAAUUAGAAUUAUUAGAGAAGACAUUUGAGACAAAUAUAAAGCCAGAUGCCACCUUAAGGAAGGCCCUUGCGACUAAACUCAGGAUGACCCCCAGGAGUGUACAAGUUUGGUUCCAAAAUAAAAGAGCAAAGGUGAAAAACACGAAGGCACAAGAGAAGAAAGAAGAAGGAAUCGAAUUGGAGUCAUUAUUUAUAAAGAAAGAAACAAAGAAGGAUGACUAUGAAUGCUUCCUGUCUAAUUACAGUGGAUACACUGGGGAUGGACAUUUUAUGCAGGAUACGCAUGAGUUUAAAGAAGAAGAUUUGGAGACUUUGGAUAAAUUAGUGCUUGGGGAGGAGAAUGUGGAGAAAAACAAGAAGAAGAACAAAAAAGAUGAUUAUUGUUCAUUCUAUUCUAUGUCUAAUACUUUGCACUUUGAUCCUAGCAAUUAUCUGAAUUAA